This is a messenger RNA of Salvia splendens (bonfire salvia), 2606 nucleotides long. RefSeq lists its product as uncharacterized. Gene Ontology annotation, biological process: regulation of DNA-templated transcription. Gene Ontology annotation, molecular function: DNA binding; zinc ion binding. The coding region runs from base 76 to 2139 and encodes 687 amino acids. Lineage: Eukaryota; Viridiplantae; Streptophyta; Magnoliopsida; Lamiales; Lamiaceae. The record is from RefSeq and is a predicted model, not a curated record. The transcript has 5 exons.
CCCGCCUUUUAGUCGAGAAAACCCCCAAUCCAGUCGCUCUCACCAUUUUUCAUUAUCAUAACUGAUACAGGAGAGAUGGGAGAAGAAAGCUCGAACGCUGCAAAACGGCCUCAAAUCGAAGAGACGGUUCUACAAAUUCUUAAAGCGUCGGAGUUGGAGACGGUCACUGAGUUCGGCGUGCGUUGCGCCGCCGCCGAGCAGCUAGGCUUCGACCUCUCCGGUUUAGACCACCGUCUGCUCGUUAGGCAGCUGGUCGAUUCCUUCCUGCUAUCCACGGCAGCGGAGAUUCUUCGGACCAAUUCAUUCAAUAGGAUUCCUGACGGCAGUGGCAGCGAUAAAGGCGCUGUUCAUCGCGUCCAGCAGCGGCGGACGGAUGUUGAUGCUGUAUCGGGGGCGAAUUACGAUGGAAAGAUUAUCUGUAAGUUAUCAGACAAUAGGAGGGUAACAGUUCAUGACUUUAUGGGGGCAACUGUGAUCUCAAUACGUGAUUUCUAUGUACAAAAUGGAAAUUUGCUUCCUGUAAGAGGUGGAAGCUCAGGAAUAAGCUUGACAUCUUCGCAAUGGUCAUCCUUCAGGAGUAGUGUUCCUUCAGUAGAGGAGGCCAUUGUUAGAAUGCAAUCGCGGUUGAGUGAGUCUGGAGAUGUUACAAGUCAAAGUGAAGCAGACAUGACAAAUCAAUUUACCGAGUUUGCUAGUGAGAAAAGCCAAACUGCAGUAGGUGUUUCUAAUUUGGCAAGUUCUACUCACCUUCCUGGCAAGAGGAAACGGAAUCAAAGUGAACCAGACAUGAGAAGUUCAGCAUCAGACCCUGCCGAAAAAGGUCCAGCACGGACGGCAAUUUCUAAUUUGGUAAGCACCGUUCGACCCCAUAACAAUAGAGAACGGAGUGAGGUUGAUACAUCUAAUGCAUUAGUUGCCUCCAUCUCUCAAGAGCAUAUUCUUGCGGAGAAAGCACAUGAAACACCAGGUACUUGUGGAACAACUUCUACUUUCAGCUAUCAAGAACAGAUUCUUGCCAGUAGAACUGAAGUGGCCUCUCAAAACUCUACUCUGGUGCCUCCACUUCCUAAUCAACUUGAUAGCACUGCUGCACUUUCUCCAAAUGAUAGUGUUAGUCAAAUGCACUCACAUCAUACAUCUAUUGCAAUUCCUCCUGAUCAGCUGAUCCCAAUACAGCCUGUUCGUUUUGAUGGAAGAAAUUACCAUUCCUGGAAGAUUCAAAUGGAGAUGCUCCUAACUCAGUUGAGCAUAGCAUAUGUGCUUUCUGAGCGAUGCCCCAAUAUAUCUUUGAACCCAGAAGCUAGUUUUGAAGAGAUGGUCGGAGCCAAGGCUGCCAUGCAAAGGUGGAUUACUGAUGAUUACUUGUGCCGCAAUAAUAUAUUGAAUUCUUUAUGUGACAGUCUUUUUCAAUUAUACUCACAAAAAAGCUCAUCAGCUGGUGAGCUCUGGGAAGAACUUAAAGCAGUGUACAAUGAAGAUUUUGGAAACCCAAGGUCACAAAUCAACAAAUAUAUUAAUUUUCGAAUGGUUGAUGGGGUAUCAAUUUUUGAUCAGAUCCAAGAACUGCACAAAAUUGUUGAUUCCAUUAUUGCUUCUGGAACAUGGAUAGAUGAAUACUUCCAUAUAAGUGUUAUAGUCAGCAAGCUCCCACCUUCAUGGAAGGAACUUCGCCUUAAACUGAUGCAAGAGGAGUUUUUAACUCUUAAUAUGCUGAUGCAUCGUCUUCGGGUCGAAGCAGAUUCUCACAACUUCUUCAACAAAGAAGCAAACUGUAAGAAGAGUCGUCAUGUUACAGAGCCAAAGCUUGACCAGAGACAUAGAAUGAAGAAAGAUGAAAACAAAAGAGCAUGCUUUACUUGUGGCAAGGAGGGGCACAUCAGUAAGUACUGUCCUGAAAGGAAGUUAGAACCCUGCGAUAAGAGCAAGGGCAAGGAGAACGGAUUCCUCUCCUCAUGCACAGGCGCCAAAAUGGAUGCUGCAGAUAAAAGAGCUUGCUUUAUAUGUGGCAAGGAUGGGCACGUUAGCAUAAAUUGUCGAAAUAGGAAGUUAGAACCUUGUGCUAAGAGCAACGGUGAGGUAAACGGAUCUCUGUCUCCACCUACAGGCUCCAAAAGGGAUGAUGCAGCAAAACCAAAGUAAAUCAACUCUACUUCCGUUGCUUUUCAUGGGCGUGUCCCUGUAAUCACACACUUCGAAAAGACUCCUUCAUGUAAUUUCUGAGGGAUAAUGCACUAUAAUUGGGGGUUGAUGGUGACCAUUUCCAAACCUAUACUUUUGGAAGCCAUUUCGACCAGUUCUUUUAGGGUGGCUGGUGCUUCCCUUUCGGGAAUCGGUUGCAAAUUUGUAAAAGACAUGUACUUACUGUGCAGUAAGUAUUCUGGUCUUGCUUAGUAGGAAGUGGUGAGUGUGAAUGGUGAAUCAUAGGAAGUGUUAGUUUUCUGUCUUGAAGUACUUCUUUUGUGUUCUUGAUACUAGCCUGACUUUUUUUUCUUUAUUAGUUUGAUCAUUAAUCGAUAUGGUAUAAAUUUUGUAAUCUCAGUUGUUGGGAUCAAACAUGCUGUCCGAAUACUGGAAAUAUUUAUUUAUACCUAAUUCUGAAGUUGGUA